ACACACUGCAGUUUGCGACUUUGCACCGCGAGAGAGGAAGUGCAGCCAAGUGCGGCCAAGUGCAAACGAUAACAUUAUGGAAACGAUAUUAUUCAAACGCGAUACCAGCUGUGCUUGGCGCAACAAGUGCUUGAGCCGUAAAAUUCCCUUUUGACAGGCCCAGUCCCAUAAACCUUGUUUUAUUGGAAUCUCGUACAACCUACAGCACACCAUGAAUCUGGCUGCCAACACGCCAUGUCGUGUCCCCGGCCGACGUAUUCCCAGCUCGGACGCCAUUCUCUCCUGACCAUGGAUGUGAGCAACAGGUCAGCGUACUGCUAUUAUCGCCUGCUGGCCGAUGAUCAGCUGGAGGAUCUGUGCGGGCGUCCGCUGCACAACGCCAGCAGCCGCGAGGCGUUCGUCGUGGAGGGAUGGACACGGUUUGUCUAUCUGAUCACCUAUCCCCUGCUGCUCUUCCUGGGCACCGCCGGGAAUGCCUUCUGUCUCAAGCUCUUCCUGCAGAAUCGCAAGAAGACACUGCAGACGGUGCUGCUGAUGGUGCUGUGCCUGGCCAAUAUGGUGGUUAUGUUUCUCGAUUUGCCGGAAUAUUUCGGCUGCUACUGUAAUGGCAUUCGUGAUGACUCGAGUAUUGUGGAAGCAUUGCGACGCACAGCGGGAACAUUAAUGUGGACACAGCAUACCUUUAUUCUCAUCUCCAACUGGAUUUUAAUUUUACAUGGAAUCUCCAAACUGCUGACGAUCACCCGGCCCCGGCUGACGAUGGAGCCGUUUCACGGCUACGUUUCCGGUUUCGUCCUGACCAUCAUCUGUCUGCUCUUCUCCAUUCCGCACAUUAUUUUCUAUCAUGAAUGGCGCUCCGACACGGAGGCCGUGUGUCCCAUGAGCGUGUGCCACUAUCUGAAUAAAUUCUCCCGAAUCUAUCGCAGUCUGGAUAUUUCAUCCUUUGAGAUCGGCAUUCCCAUCAUCACCUAUGGACUGGUGCUGAUUGUCAGCGUGGCGGUUUUUGUGGUCAUAUGGAAGCAUCCCAAAUCGCGGCCGGUAAUAAGUAACGGAACGGUGGAUACUGAGAAACCCGUGGAGACGAAGGAAGUCGGUACUAUGGCCGAAAGCAUGGCGCUAACGACGCUGCAUGUUGUUGCAGAAGCGGACGAAGAGAAAGCCAGCUCCUCCCACUCCGUGCCGCCGGCCAUUCCCCUCAAAGCGCGCUGGUGGGGCCUGUCCUCCCCCGGGCGCAUGCUGAGCCGCUGCAUCCUGCUGUACCUCAUCACCCACCUCCCGGACAUGAUCUUCAUCCUCCUACUGACCCUCUCCAGCUAUCCCAGCUGCGCCCUGACCAUUCCCGAGGCGACCUUCAUGGACUACUACCCCGUCAUCCACAUCAUCGCCCUGGUGAAUUAUUCCCUGAAUUUCCUGUUAUAUGUCGGUUUACUGGAGAAAUGGCGACCGAAACGCCGGGUCCUGACCCCGACGGCCAAUGUCCGCGGCACGGUCCGCCCGGUGCAGUUUGAGCUGGCCCCCUUGGUCCGGGCUGUGGACACGUUGGCCGUGCCGCCGGGCAGUGCGUCGGGAUCGCGGAAGGUCUCCUCCGAAUCCGGAUUGCGGAAGAUAUCGCGGAGGUUGUCGUUCUGGACGCGCCCGAAGAAGUCGGAUGUCGCGGAGCCGGAAAAGCCGAUUGUGUCGGCGCUGGUGAAAGCCGUGGGCAGUAUUCUCAGUGACCAAGAGUUUCAAGAUUUGUGGCGUUUUCUUCCGUUCCGCUUCCGCAUCUACGCGCCGGAACUAAUUUUCUCCACCAGUGAAGAUGGAAUUAGUCUCUUCAAUUUUUUCGUCUCGGCGCGUGGUCACAAAUCUACCAUUAUCGCGGUGAAGACGCUGAAAGGGGAAAUUUUCGGGGCAUUCUGCGCCGACAGUUGGGAUGAGCGCGUUCAUGGUAAAAAGGAAUACUUAUUUUUCGGGACGGGUGAAACAUUCUUGUUCUCCUUUGAUCCCGUUUUGCGCUUGUAUCCCUGGGUGGGACUAUGUGGGAGAAAGACGACGCCGGAUUCGUGUUUGUUUAUGGCGGCCGACAGUAACUCGUUGAUAAUCGGCGGCGGGGGUGGCCAGGGAAUAUGUUUCAGUAAUUCGCUGGCGCGAGGAUUCUCUAGCCCGUGUGCAACCUUCGACAAUCCGGCAUUCUGUGAGAAUGGCGAAUUUGAAUCGGCGGUGGUGGAAGUGUAUGGUUUUGAGGAAAUGAUUCUCGACUCGGAUGAUCCUCUGCCGUCCACGAAAGUGUGAUGUGAUGCGUUGUGUGUGAAGAAAUUUGUUAGGUUUGUCAGUUCCGUCAUAUUUCUGUGGUAUGUGUUACGUUGGUGUACAAUAUUUGCGCUUAGCCAUGACAAUGUUUUGUUCUCUCUCUUAGACAUACUCUGUUUGCAAGUUGUUUGGUGGUUAGAUUUUUCGUUUCCCAUUAGGAAAUGUUGUUGAACUAAUGUUUUCUGCGCAGUUUUAAAACGUUACGUUCUGUGUAUGGUACGUUGUUGUACUUGUACAUUGUGAUUACGUUAUCAUUUUUACAUUUUUAUGGAAUUGAUUAAGUACAGUUUUGAA
Paramacrobiotus metropolitanus is the source of this 2583-nucleotide messenger RNA. RefSeq lists its product as uncharacterized. NCBI's taxonomy places the organism in Eukaryota, Metazoa, Tardigrada, Eutardigrada, Parachela, Macrobiotidae. Gene Ontology annotation, cellular component: membrane. Bases 235 to 2271 code for a protein of 678 amino acids. The record is from RefSeq and is a predicted model, not a curated record. The transcript has 7 exons.